Molecule: messenger RNA, 1849 nt
Organism: Hirundo rustica (Barn swallow)
Lineage: Eukaryota; Metazoa; Chordata; Aves; Passeriformes; Hirundinidae
Gene: TOX2
Product: TOX high mobility group box family member 2
Exons: 9
Coding region: 199-1686 (495 amino acids)
Biological process (GO): regulation of transcription by RNA polymerase II
Cellular component (GO): nucleus
Molecular function (GO): chromatin DNA binding
Source: RefSeq, a predicted model, not a curated record
AGGCUCACAACACACUGAAACACGGGGAAAAGCAGGCUGAGGGAGGAUUCAGCAACAGGCACAAGCUGGGGGCUCCCUGGGCGCACGGUGAGGCUGGGCAGGGGCAGGAGCUGCUGUGCAUGGGCAGAGGAGCAUGGAUGGAGACUGCAGGCACCCACGGACACCCAGGCCCUGGCCAGGGGGGAGGCUCAGCUCCCCAUGGCUGGCUUCUUCUGUCAGUCUGAGGAGGAGAAGCACUGGAGACACGAGUUUGAUGGGGAGAACAUGUACAUGGGGAUGAACGACAACGCCCAGGAAUUUCUAUCGGCCAAUCAAACGUACAACAGUCAGAAUGAGAACAACGAGGACUACGAGAUCCCUCCCAUCACGCCUCCCAACCUCCCUGACCCGUCCCUGCUGCACUUGGUGGACCACGAAGCUGGAUACCACUCUCUGUGCCACAGCCUCCCUCCAAACAGCCUGAUCCCAGCAUAUCCCUACCAGAACAUGGACCUGCCGGCCAUCAUGGUCUCCAACAUGUUGAGCCAGGACGGGCACCUCCUCUCCAGCCAGCUCCCCACGAUCCAGGAGAUGGUGCACUCGGACGCCGCGUCCUACGAGUCCAACCGCCAAGUGCCGCUGCUCAACCGGCCCGGCAUGCUGGGCGGCCCCAUGGGCGCCCUCAGCCAGUCCCAGCUCAUCUCCCAGAUGGGCAUCCGGAGCGGGGUCACCCACGGCUCCCCCUCGCCCCCGGGAAGCAAGUCUGCCACCCCAUCUCCCUCCAGUUCCACGCAGGAAGAGGAGACCGAGUCGCAUUACAAGGCUACUGGAGAGAAAAGACCCUCAACAGACCUGGGCAAAAAGCCCAAAAGCCAAAAGAAGAAGAAAAAGAAGGACCCCAAUGAGCCUCAGAAGCCCGUGUCAGCCUACGCCCUGUUUUUCAGAGACACACAAGCGGCCAUCAAAGGGCAAAACCCCAACGCCACCUUCGGGGACGUAUCAAAAAUCGUGGCGUCAAUGUGGGACAGUCUGGGAGAAGAACAAAAGCAGGCUUACAAGAGGAAAACAGAAGCUGCCAAGAAGGAGUACCUGAAAGCCCUGGCCGCGUACCGGGCCAGCCUCGUCUCCAAGAGCUCCGCCGACCAGGGGGAGACGAAAAGCACCCAGAGCAACCCCCCUUCCAAGAUGAUCCCCCCCAAGCAGCCCAUGUACCCGAUGCCUCCGCAGGCCUCCUCUCCCUACCCCGGCCUGGGCUCCUUCCUGUCCCCGUCGGACCUGCAGAGCUACCGCGGCCACCCCCACGCCGGGCUGUCCCGGACCCUGCCCUCCAAGCCCCUGCUGCCCAGCAUCAGUGCCUCCCCGCCGCCCUCCUUCCAGAUCAGCCCCCCGCUCCACCAGCAGCUGUCCUUGCACCACCCGCAGAGCUCGCUCCUGCCCCAGCCCCUCAGCAUGCAGCAGGUCCCCCAGCAGCCCCUCCUGUCCCCCCCCAUGGCACUACAGGUACAGCCCCCCAUCAACGCCUCGCCUCCCGGGCAGCAGGACUUCUCCCAUAUUUCGUCUGAGUUUCAGAACAGUGUUGGACCGCGUUCGCCCGGUGCAUCAAACGCUCCAGGAAGCACUGAGUGGGACAGCGACUACCCCAGCAGGGAGUGUGGGGUCAACCACUGCAGCAUGCUGCCAAGGGACAAGGCACUCUACCUCACCUAAGGCUCAGCACCCCGUGGGAGGAGGCUCAGACGAAGGACACUUGAGAGGGUCGACCCUACAGCCCACGCGGGGAGGCACGAGCAGGUCGGACGGGCGGGACGGCGGCCACCGCGCCUCGGCGCCGGCUUCGUUUCCAGGCUCUAAGAGCAGUUUUCUUUUUAUC